Paramecium tetraurelia is the source of this 424-nucleotide messenger RNA. RefSeq lists its product as uncharacterized. Gene Ontology annotation, biological process: protein folding. The transcript has 3 exons. Lineage: Eukaryota; Ciliophora; Oligohymenophorea; Peniculida; Parameciidae. The record is from RefSeq and is a predicted model, not a curated record. Gene Ontology annotation, cellular component: prefoldin complex; cytoplasm.
AUGAAAUUUACAAGUACUGACAACAUAGAAGUGGAUAGACAAGACCAAUAGAAAAUAAACACUUUUAGCAGAUUGAAUAUGCAAUACCAUGAACUUAUUCGAUUGAAUUAAGCUCGAAAAGAUGAGUUAACACGUUUGUCAGAUGGUAAAGAUGAAAUGGAAUUGAUGGAUGAUGACGAGAAGAUUCCAUUCAAAUUCGGUGAUUCUUUCAUUCGAGUGAGCGUUGAUAAAGCAAGAACAUUGAUUGAUGAAUAAGUAGCAAAUGUUAAGAAAUAAUUUGAAGAAGACACCAAGAAAAUAGAAGAAACACAUAAAUAGAUGAACAAUUUGAAAGCCAAGUUGUAUGCCAAAUUUGGUAGUCAAAUUAAUCUGGAUGAUUAAUGAGCAUCUAAGAAAAAUAUAUAUAUAUAUAUAUAAAUUUAAA